CCUGCACCUGGUAGCGUGACGUCACCGGCCACCUGCAUCGCGGAAAGCAGCGGCGUCCUCGCGUGCGCUGGGUUUUAGGGACGAGCGCGUGCCCUGCAGUGUCUCUGUGCCCUCUCUCUCUCUCUCUCUCUCUCUCUCUCUCUCUCUCUCUCUCUCUCUGUGCUGAGGAUGAAAGAAAUUAAAGAUAUUUUUCCUGAUUAUCACGACGGGGAGUUUCUGGCUCCUAAAAGCGGGGCGAAGCUGGCCUCUCUCUUUGGUCUCUGCCAAGCUGAGUCUGAAGGAAAUGAUUCUUUCAAGUUCACUGCCCCCAAGCAACCCAAAAAAGUCCCCUCUACUCUUGGUCCACCUCCUCAGAAACAAGCCCCUCCUCCAACAGCACCAGCUGUCUUAUUGGCUGUUGCUGUCCAUGCGUUUCACUUUGUGAAUGGACAAUACGUGAAGCAUGGCAAGUUGGGAGCAGCCAUCCUGGGAAACCAUGUGACUAAAGAGUAUAAAGUCCUGCUGUAUGGGAGUCAACAGAAACAAAUCACUACAGCACGAAUCCAUCAUGGAUUUGUCCUCACGGUUCAGACUGGGAACUACACUGCCUUCUAUGAUGAUCAGCGGCAGAGCUGGUCUGUGAAGUUCGACUCGGAGGAAGCUAGGAUAGAUUUCUGUAAAGAGGUUUGUGUGGCCAAGUGGAACAGUCAGACCUGCAGGGACACUCUGCUGACUCAGGACUUGGUCCAUGGAGAGGGACAGACCAUCAGCAUGGGGGACACAGUGGAGGUGGCCUUGUCUAGCUGGCUGCUUCAGAAUCAUGCUGUGCGACAGUUAUUUGAUUCCAACUCGUGUAAAGACGAGCUCCAGCGAGUGAGCCUGGGCUCUGACACGGCUAUGAUGGGAUGGGAAAAGGGGAUGUUAGGGAUGCAGAAAGGAGGUCGACGUCUUAUAAUUGUUCCCCCCAGCAUGGGUUAUGGAUCAAAAGGCGUUCCACACCGUGUACCACCUUCUAGCACACUAGUGUUUGCCGUGGAGGUUCAUCAGGUUAAUUUCUCCAAAGAUGCAGAUUGCCUUGCUGCAGGAUCUACACACCGCAACAAGUCUCUAGUCCCUGGUCUAGACAGAAUAAAUAUUGAGAGUUCAGUCCAGUCUGCUUUGAGCUGCUCGGACCAAGGAGAUCAAGCUCAGUGGGUUAAGUGCAGAACUCUAAAUGAGCUUCCAAAGCUUCCAGAUGCAGACAAAGCAAAGCUAAUCUCCCGCAUGGCUAAAAUGGGCCAGCCCACGUUGCCUUUCCUGAAAGUACCAGCUCAACCAAGUGACCCUGCGAUAGAGGAAAGCAGAGAGUCUGCGUCAGUGUGUGGUUCGUCAGCCCAAGCCGCUUCUUCAUCUCUACUGCCUGUAGAAACAGCUUCCUCAGUAUCAUCAUCCGCUGCCGUCCAACACCCAGAGGCAGUGAAUACACGCACAGCUCAGGAGGUGCAAGUCUGCUCAGAUCGAGCUUUCCAGCCUUAUUCUGCAUCACAGCUGCAACCUUUCACAUUAACCUUUCCACCCCAGCACACACCAUACCUGACUGACAUUGGCUCCUUCAUGAUGACUGAGGCACGGCAGCACAAUACUGAAAUCCGGUUAGCUGUUGCAAGAGUGACUGACAAAGUUGACUACUUGGCUUCUAAGGUGGAUGAACUACAUAAGCAAGGUAUCUGCUCUUUUGCUCUCUCCAGUGGAUCUCUGGAAACAACCAUGAUCUUGCACAAUAUACAGAGAAUUAUUCAGGAAAAUGCCAGUCUGAAGAAGGAGGUUCUAGAGAAGGGCUCUAGAGUGGAGGAACAGGACUGUAAAAUAGGAGAGCUCAUUGAACAGAGGUGUAUGGAGAAAAGCAGCUUGCUGUUGGAACAGACAAAUGACGUUCUUCAGAGCAGCAGUCAUCAUGCCAGGCUUCUAAAAGCUGAACAGGAGAAGUUCCCUGUACAGAGAAAAGAAUCAGUCACUUCUAAUGAAAACCUGAAGGAGCAUUUGGCUGAAGAGUUGGACGCGUCCUCUUCUCGUGUGUGUAAGCUGCAGCAGGAGGCAGAUGGUCUCCAGCAGAGGGUGACGGAGCUGCAAGCCGAGCUCAGUGCCGUCCUGCAGGAAAGCCAGAGCCGCUGUGCUCUAAUCAGUUCUCUGGAGUCUAAGGUGGAAGAGUUGAAGAAGGAGGUUGCGCAGUCUCAGCAGCAGUGGAGAGAAGAGAAACAGAAGUGCAGAAAGAUGGAAUGGAAAAUGACGAACAUAGAGGAGGAGAUCCAAGACCUGAGGGCAGAGAAUGAGAGCGUUACCCAGCUGCUGUCAGACAGGAAGAGGAAGUGGCAGCAGGAACGGGAGCGCUUUCUGCUGGACCAGGAGGAGCAGCGCAGCAGCAGUGAGCAGGAACAACAGCAUCUCCUUGACCAGCUCAGGAAAGCCCGAGUCCAUGCUGGAACACACAGCAGACCACAGCUUGAGCUGGAGUGGCAGGAGAGGUGUGAUGCAGUACUGAAGGAGCAGAAAUUAAAACUAGAAGAAGUGAUUUCUCAGCUACAAAAACAGAAUGAAAAAUUACAAGAGGAACUGGAGAAAGACAGACAGCAACUUGAGGCCCAGCUGGCUGUACAGGUGAAAUGGGUGAUGAAUGGGCUGUUCCGCUCUCUGAGGGCAGAGUUUGAUCUGCAGGAGUCUUAUUCUGGUGAAUCUGUCCUAAAGAUAGUCCUCAGCACCAUCAAGUGUGUGACCAUGCGAUUCCUUAAGGAGCAAAAGUCGGAGGAGGAGGAGGAGGAGGAGGAGGAGGAGGAGUACAUCUCUGCAGAGGAGAGCCCGAGUGGAAGAAUGGAAGAACAUGGAAUAAAAAGUGAGGAAAUGGACAGCCCCCAGAGCCUAGACCGCACCUAUGUGACAGCAUAUGAAAGCAACAGUCUAGAAGCCUCUGAAGUGAGCAGGGAUUCUUCAUUAGCUUCAGAUGUAGAGAAGCAGCCAUUGAACCUCACUGAGUGAAGGGUUUGAAAAUGAGAUCCGAUGUUAAUCGUAACUGGAGACAUAAAUUAGAUGUAAAAAAUCCAGUAAUUGGAACCUGCACUCAUUCACUCAAUGACUGUUCCAAAAGGGCAAUUAGAGGUGGUGUAGGACAGGACGGUCAAACUCCAGCCUGUUUACACACACUGGAUCAACUUGCUGUUUUUUCUUUUACCAGGUUAGUAGUGUCUGAUAACAAGAAAAUAUAAAAAUGAAUAAGAAAUUUUUGAGCUGGAUAAUCACUACAAUCAUCACUACUAUCACCAUGAUUUUGUAUUAAAAAAUGACUUUCUAUGCUGGAAUAGUUGCAGAACUUUAAUUAUAUUGUAUAGGUUAUAUUUAUAUGAACAGAUUUAAUGUCUUCACAUUGCUCUGUUUAUAUUUCUUUGACCUGAGUAUAAAAUAGUAUUUUUUUUAAUGUAAUAAAACAGCAGAUAUAACAAGACUAGGUAAGAAGUUAAUAUGUAAUUUACAGUUGUAUUUAGUAUGUUAAAGAUUAUUUUAAGAACAUUUUAGAUAUGAAUGGACACUGCAUAGACAUACUGUAAGGUGAGUUUAUUUUGAAUAUUCAUAACACUACCCACAACAAUAACAAAAUUGCAUGAGAUCUAUCAGAAUGUCAAAGUUACUUAAAUAAUAUAUAAUAAUUCUUAUAGAGUCUGUUGAGAGAAGUUUCAAAAUGACUAUUUCACAUUUAAGGCAAAAACAUGCACAGUAUGUCUUACAGGAAUUACACAGCCUUGGUCUUAUGCAAAGUGUUUCAGUGUUUUCACAAUGAUUAGUUAGUCAAAGUUAAUGAAAUGGAACACAGUAUAUAAUCGCUGCUGAUUUUGCUUUUGCUACACGAGUCUCUAUCUCUAUCCAGGUCUGAUUAGCAGAAUGUGUUUGCAUUAGAUAAGCCUUCUUAUUUUGGAAUAUGGAACAUUUCACAAUAAGCGUUAAAACCACAUACAGGGAUACAUGUGUGACGACAGCAACAUUGAGUAGUGCGUAAGUACAAGUGAGUGCUUUGGGAGCAGAUUUUUAUAUUUAAAAUGAUUUGACAUGCUUAUGCAGUACUGUGCGAAAGUCUUGGGCCUCCUGAGAAAUGCAAGUUAUCAAGCUUUAUCAAGUCUCCACCAUACAUCACUACAAUCAAUAAAAAUGAACAAUAUGUUAAUUACUACAACAAAACUAAGGUAUUUAUGUGAGCUUUGGUAGAAUUGUAUGUUCUUCCUUUAAGUCAAUGACUGCUGCUUUUCCCUUUCCCACACAGCGGCUCUUACGCUCAGCUGAACGCUCUGAGAUAGAUGAUUUAAUACUGCACACGACCAUCACACUGCCACCCACACUCAUGCCUGCAGUGUUUGGAUGGACUUGUGUGUUAGCUGCUUAAAGAUACAGCGUGAUGCGUCACAUGGUUUGCAUGUUUCGUUUUGCCCAUGUUUUGUUUUUUUUUUUGGUAAAAGUUCCACCACAAGCACACCAAAAUUUCUUGUUACUUUUAUUGUAUCAGUGUUAAGUUACAUUUAUUCUAACACUUUAAAGUAUUUUACAAACACUGCCCAUUUAAAUAGCCCUAAAUAUUGCAGGACCUAGACUU
This is a messenger RNA of Pangasianodon hypophthalmus (striped catfish), 4588 nucleotides long. RefSeq names its product FKBP prolyl isomerase family member 15a (gene fkbp15a). Gene Ontology annotation, cellular component: growth cone. The transcript has 27 exons. The coding region runs from base 169 to 2988 and encodes 939 amino acids. Gene Ontology annotation, molecular function: peptidyl-prolyl cis-trans isomerase activity. Lineage: Eukaryota; Metazoa; Chordata; Actinopteri; Siluriformes; Pangasiidae. The record is from RefSeq and is a predicted model, not a curated record.